AUGUCCAGGCUGAUCAAUUUGGAGAAUCAUUUUCAUCUUUGUGUCCUUAGUACCUACCACGGUUCUUCGCGCCUAAUGGAAUUUCAGUCCUGUGCCAUGGAAGCCUUGAAUUCCAGUGCCCGUUACUUCUUCUGCUGCCAGUGGCUCCCAUUUGUGUUCUCUCCCGUGGCAUCAGAUUCGAUGCAGAAAUGGGAUACCUGUGUACUCAUCAGCUCCUAUUCCUCCAGCUCAACCAAAGUUCUUUUAACUGUAAAAACCAAUAUGCAAAGAAAAGGAGGGGGAGAUGGAGCCAUCAAGCCCUCCUGGGCUCAGAAUAUGUGUGUGUGUGUGCACAUACACAGGUGCAUGCAGCUUUGCAAUAUAAGAUUAAACUGUACAAUGUUCUAUAAUCUCCAUUUUUCCAUUCACUAUAUUAUGAACAUCUUCCAAAUCACCAUAUAG
This is a messenger RNA of Gorilla gorilla gorilla (western lowland gorilla), 441 nucleotides long. RefSeq lists its product as uncharacterized. The transcript is spliced from 3 exons. The record is from RefSeq and is a predicted model, not a curated record. Bases 1 to 441 code for a protein of 146 amino acids. Lineage: Eukaryota; Metazoa; Chordata; Mammalia; Primates; Hominidae.